AUGUCCGUCCCAAAGAACCUCGUCGUCGUUGGCGGAAGCUAUGUCGGCGUCAACGUGGCCCAGCAGCUGGCCGUGGCCUUGAGUGACGCGUUCCGCGUCGUGCUCGUUGAGAAGAACUCGCACUUCAACCACUUGUUUGCGUUCCCGCGGUUCGCAGCGACGGCCAAGGUCGACACCAAGAAGGCGUUCAUCCCCUACAAUCCAGGCACCUUUGCGGCGGCGCCCGGCGUGCACAACAACACGGUCGUCCAGGCCAAGGCGACGGGCCUGACCCGCACGGCCGUCGAGCUAGACCGUGCUGUAUCGUUGGGGGCUGCCGGGAGCGAGCCGGUCCGCAGCAUCCCCUACGAGUAUCUGGUGCUCGUGACGGGCACGCAGAUGGUGCCGCCCUCGGCCGUGCCCGGGACUGAGAAGCGCGACGGCGUGGCGUACCUGCAGCAGCACGCGGACCGGGUGGCGGCGGCGCAGCGGAUCGUGCUUGUGGGCGGCGGCGCCGUGGGCGUGCAGAUGGCCACCGACAUCAAGGAGCUGUACCCCGCCAAAGACGUGACGCUUGUGCAUUCGCGCGCGACGGUCAUGAACCGCUUCCACACGGACCUAGACGCGAUCGUCAGGGCGCGGUUCGCCGAGCUGGGCAUCCACACCAAGCUGGGCUCGCGUGUCGUGUCGCCCACUGUGAGUACGGCCGCUCGCGCCGAUGGGACGCCGCUCGAGGUGGUGUGCCAGGACGGCGCGCGGCUGGCGACGGACCUGGUGAUUGUGUGCACGGGCCAGACGCCGCGGUCGGGCCUGCUGGCGGCGCUGUCGCCGUCAUCGAUCGGCGCGUCUGGGUUUGUGCGCGUGCGCGACACGCUGCAGGUGCACGACGCGACGCUCGACAAUGUGUUUGCGAUUGGCGACGUGGCGGACUCGGGCGCCCCCAAAGCAGCAAGGCCAGCCGCCAAGCAAGCCACGGUCGUGGUGCAAAACAUCCAGCACCUGCUCAACGACGAGCCGCUCGACACGUACUCGAGCAUUGAGCCGGCAGGGAUUCACAUGACGCUGGGCUUGACCAAAAACAUUGUGUUCCGCAACCCUCAGCCGGGUGAAAAGCCGCACGUUGUGCCCAGAGAGGACGGCACGUACGACAUGGGCAUUGACGGCGUAUGGGCCCGCCGCGGCGGCGGCAUCGACGCCAACUUAUAA
Messenger RNA from Sporothrix brasiliensis 5110, 1185 nucleotides. RefSeq names its product amid-like NADH oxidoreductase. The transcript has 3 exons. Gene Ontology annotation, molecular function: electron-transferring-flavoprotein dehydrogenase activity; flavin adenine dinucleotide binding. Bases 1 to 1185 code for a protein of 394 amino acids. Gene Ontology annotation, cellular component: cytoplasm. NCBI's taxonomy places the organism in Eukaryota, Fungi, Ascomycota, Sordariomycetes, Ophiostomatales, Ophiostomataceae. The record is from RefSeq and is a predicted model, not a curated record.